AUGCUGCUUCUUGGCAUCUGGGACCCUCUGGGUGGCUGCCCGACAUUCCCCGGGGACUCCGAGAUUGGCACGCUCUUCAAGAUCAUGCAGCUGCUGGGCUCCCCCACGGAGGCCACCUGGCCAGGCUUCGAGACCAGCCUGCCGCUCUGGAGCCCCCUGUACCCGAGCUGGCCGCCCACUGGCCUCGAGACGAUACGCGACCAGCGCCCAGAGCUCGGCGACGUUGGGAUGGACCUGGUCCGCUCCCUGCUGACCAUGAACCCCGCGGCCCGGCCGACCGCCCGGAAGGCCAAGGCCCACGCCUGCUUCUCGCGGCCCGGCUCCGCUCCGCCGAGGGGCGUCCCGUCCUCAUGA
Prorocentrum cordatum is the source of this 354-nucleotide messenger RNA. NCBI's taxonomy places the organism in Eukaryota, Dinophyceae, Prorocentrales, Prorocentraceae. The record is from the annotation of a GenBank genome assembly.